UCAACUGUAUGUCAGCCGAUAAGUGAGGUUUCUUCCUUUGAAUGUAAAAGUCUGGCAACGUCACACGUCUCUUCAUAUUAUGGAGAAUACCGUAACGGUAGGAAGAACCGUGGCGCCCCCAGAUCUCUAGCAUACGAAAUUUACGAAUUCAACCAUAUUUAUGUUUAUGCUAUCUCUCAACUUCUGAAGAUUUUGAUACGCCGGCUGGUUACUGCCUUUCGAGAGUGCUACUGCGAUGAACUAGACAACUGCCUGGCACUUGUAGAUAUAUACAUCUUUGGCUUCACAUUUCAUAUUGAAAUGUAAACACAACGGGUAAACACUAGUGAAAAUGCACGUGUUGAGGCGAAGUCGUACAGUACUUUGCAGUGGAGCGAAAAGCGACAGUGUGGUUCCAGUAUUUUGUUAGUUAGCGGGCUGUGGCGAAUAGUAUAAAAUAUUUCUGCUUCAUAUGUCUCUCAUUUCCAUCCUUGAUUUGUCUUUGUGACAAGUCAUUUAAGUGUGGAAUUUUGAAAAACAAAAAAUGUUUGUACUUGCCGAAAUGAAGCAUGUCAUUCGAAUUCCACCACAUGAUUUUAAGAAGAGGCUUAAUGAUGCUAUUUCAGAAGAGCUGAACAAGAAGUUGGCGAACAAAGUUGUUUUAAAUGUCGGUUUGUGCAUUGCACUGUUUGACAUAACACGUUUAGAAGAUUCUUACAUAUUCCCUGGUGAUGGCGCAGCACACACCAAAGUAAACUUCCGUUAUGUUGUAUUCAGGCCAUUCAUGGAAGAAAUACUCAUCGGUAAAAUUAAAAGCUGUAGCCCAGAAGGCGUUCAAGUUACACUUGGGUUUUUUGAUGAUAUAAUUAUUCCACCAGCAUCGUUACAGCAUCCGUCAAGGUUUGACGAAACAGAACAAGCCUGGGUUUGGAUAUAUGACACUGAUGGUGACACACAUGAUUUGUUUAUGGAUCCAGGAGAGACAAUAAGAUUUCGUGUUACUGCUGAGAGCUUCGUGGAAACAUCACCUGUUGGUCCUGAGAAUCCAGAUGUAAAAGAUGCAGUUGAUGCUACAGAAGAGCCGAAAGUUCCAUACAAACUGACGGGUAGCAUCAAUGAACCAGGUCUUGGUCUUUUGUCUUGGUGGGCAAAUUCGUAAUGUGCAGACACUUUGGAAGAAGAUUGAUGUAUUUAACAGCCAGGAACUUGUACAACAGGAUGUCAACACAGGUAGUUAGUGCAGUAAUUGUAUUUUUGGAUUCAUUUGUGUUCAUGGUCUGUUGUAAGCAAUAAAUUUAUUAUUCAAGUAUUCUUUAAA
Molecule: messenger RNA, 1297 nt
Organism: Schistocerca americana (American grasshopper)
Lineage: Eukaryota; Metazoa; Arthropoda; Insecta; Orthoptera; Acrididae
Gene: Polr3H
Product: DNA-directed RNA polymerase III subunit RPC8
Exons: 5
Coding region: 524-1138 (204 amino acids)
Biological process (GO): transcription initiation at RNA polymerase III promoter; DNA-templated transcription
Cellular component (GO): RNA polymerase III complex
Molecular function (GO): DNA binding; DNA-directed RNA polymerase activity
Source: RefSeq, a predicted model, not a curated record